AUGAGUCUUGCUGCACCGGUCAGCGACCAUCCCCCACAAACCUACGAUCCUGAGGAGAUAGAGAUGCUCAAGCGAGCAAUUGAGCUCUCUCUCCAGAAGAGUCCAGACACACAAGUCAAACGGACAUCAGCAAAGGAUAUAUACUACUACGUCGUAUUACCAUGCAUCAUAAUAACGGUGCUUUACUUAUUCCUUACAGCGGUAGUAGUUCCCGACUUUGUUGAACGUGUUGACUCCAGGAUGUUGGAAUUGUCGAGAAUGAAGUCGACGUGUUGGACAAUGUAUCUGGAACUCUCAUGUUCGUUCCGCAUGUUGAACAUGACAAAGGCAUUGGAUGAGAUAUGUGAAGAGUACUCGCGAUGCAGUGUCGGAAUAGGUCUAUUUGUAAAUAGAAUUGGUAUUGUCGGAACCAUGAUAAGACAGUUUUUUGAGGGGUUAGAGUUGUCUUUUGACGAUAUGUCUUAUUCGACUAUCGGUAAAAUCUUGAUCAUAUUGGGUUCGUUAAUCAUUAUCAGAACGAUAGCACGUGUAUUGAGCACACUUGCUUUCCGACACAAUGGAGAACAAGGGUCAAAGAAUUUAAUCAGAAAUUGA
This is a messenger RNA of Paraglomus occultum, 594 nucleotides long. NCBI's taxonomy places the organism in Eukaryota, Fungi, Glomeromycota, Glomeromycetes, Paraglomerales, Paraglomeraceae. The record is from the annotation of a GenBank genome assembly.